UCGCGAUAUUAUACCAAGUACAGGAAGUGGAGCGGUGCUUGUUUACUGUCGUGUUUGUUUUGGAGUUAAAGAUGGAGUGUUUCUGGAUCUUUCUGACUCUCUGCUCCUCACUGAUCCUCUCCUGCUCCGCCUCGGCGUUCGAUGGAGUUUUAGGCAGCACCGCUUCCUGUCACAAAACUUGCAGAAUGACCUACAGCCUGCACACUUACCCGCGGGAAGUGGAGCUGUUUGCGUGUCAGAGAGGAUGCAGACUCUUCUCCAUCUGCCAGUUUGUGGGUGAGAGUGAGAACCUGAACCAGACUAAAGCCGAGUGUGACUCAGCUUGUCAUGAAGCGUAUGAUGAAGCAGAUGAAGCGUUCUCCUGCAGCCUGGGCUGUGAGAGCCAGCUGCCCUUCGCCCAGCAGAGACAGGAGCAGCUGCUGGCCAUGAUGCCCCGAAUCCACCUGCUUUACCCCCUGACACUGGUGAGGGGAUUCUGGGAGGACAUGAUGAACCAAGCCCAUGAAUUCAUUACUUCAUCAUGGACCUUCUACCUGCAGGCAGAUGACGGGAAAGUUGUUGUUUUCCAGACAGGACCACAGGUUCAGUUUGUGUCUCAGCUUGACCUGCAGAGGGAGGAGCUGAAGGAGGAGCCUCAGGGUUCAGACAUUGAUCUGAAUGAGCCGCUUUACAGUGAAUACAGUAGGAGCUCCUUCCAGGACAGACUGGGUGUCAUGUCUCAUGAUCAGAGCAGCUCACAGGAUGACUACAACUUCUUUGGAUGUCUCUCCAGGAGCCCGUGGCUGCCUGGCUGGAUUUUGGUCACUACUCUGGUUCUGUCGGUUCUGGUUCUUAUUUGGAUCUGCUGUGCUACGAUGGCUACUGCUGCAGACCAGUUUGUCACCGCUGAGAAGCUGAGUAUUUAUGGAGACCUGGAGUACAUGAAGGAGCAGAACCUGAAGCCAUACCCAAAGUCCUCUCUGCUGAUGGUCAGCUCUUUGGUGAAGGAGGAUGAGGCUGAAGCUCUUCCAUGUAAACUCCAUGUGGAUCUGAGUAACGUCUAACUGUAGGAGUCAGGGAGAGAGCAGUAAAGGCUGCAUGUGCUUCAUGUCUUCAUUUACACCUUCUUUACUUAAUGGGAACUAGUUCCUCAGCACAUAAUGCUUUUAAGUGUGUGUGCUUGUGUGUGUGUGUGCACGCGUGUGUGUGCUUGUGUGUGUGUGUGCACGCGUGUGUGUGCACGCGUGUGUGUGUGUGUGUGUGCUUGUGUGUGUGCGUGCGCGUGUGUGCGCGCGUGUGUGUGUGCGUGCGCGUGUGUGUGUGUGUGCGUGCGCAUGUGUGUGUGUGUGUGCGCGCAUGUGUGUGUGUGUGUGCGCGUGUGUGUACGCGUGUGUGUGUGUGUGAGCGUGUGUGUGUGUGCGUGCGCGUGUGUGUACGUGUGUGUGUGCGUGUGUGUGGAGUGAUUUUAAAAUGACCGCUGGCUCCUGCACUGUUGUGAGCUUUCCUAUUGCGUUAUUUUCCUUUAUGAUUAGUUCAGGUACAGAGGUGUGUGUUUUACGGCUCUCAGAUUCCGGUUGUUUCUCCUCUCUUACACAGAUCUACACAUGUGCUGAAAAAGAGCCGGAAUAUUUAUAGAUAAGUGUGUGAGAAAUGAGAGCAGCAGUUCUGUCUGUCUCCUCCAUGAAACUAAACGAGGAAACUCCACUGAGUCUGUGGCAGAGAGCUAACCAUGAAACUGAAUAAAUGAGGUGUUUGUGCUCAGUGAUGACUUUCACUAUAAUCCAUACUGAUUACUGGAUAAUUUCAUCAUAAUCAUCAUUAAUAAAUAAAGCUGAAAGGUUUUUAAGGU
This is a messenger RNA of Hemibagrus wyckioides, 1828 nucleotides long. It is a transcript of the gene tmem59, whose product is annotated as transmembrane protein 59. The record is from RefSeq and is a predicted model, not a curated record. The coding region runs from base 72 to 1043 and encodes 323 amino acids. Gene Ontology annotation, cellular component: lysosome; late endosome. Gene Ontology annotation, biological process: positive regulation of autophagy. NCBI's taxonomy places the organism in Eukaryota, Metazoa, Chordata, Actinopteri, Siluriformes, Bagridae. The transcript has 8 exons.